AUCAUCCUAGCAACCAUUGCCUCCUAUGGCAACUGACAUUGUUUAUUCCAACACCUGCCUCCAGCUCGGUUUUCCAUUCGAAGCCCCGACUAGAAGCCAGUUGGUCCUGAAACUAAGUUUUUAUUGAAAAAAUUAGAUUGUAAAAAAAUACAAAAUGGUGAAUUUUGUAUAUCCGGAGGAGUUGUACAUGUUCGUGGAGAGCAUCCGUCCGUUUGAGAUCCGCGACGUGGGCAGCAGCAAGUGGUUGGAGGUGCACGAGAUGGUGAUCAAGCUGAGCCAGCAAGCGGCUCUGGAGCUGGCCCAGAACCGCGAGGAGGAGGUCAAGGAGUUCCUCAUCUCGCGCGAUAAGCUGCGUCUGCUGAUUCACGAGGCCUACUGCGUGACCCUGUGGAAGACCCGUGUGUUGCCGCAUCUCUUGGAGAUCGAUCCCAAUCCCCAGGCCACUUUCCUUAUCUACACGGUGCUCUACCACGAGGCUGCAGUCGUGGCCCUUCUGGACGUGUGCCUGUACCAUCCAAGUGGCUGUGAGACUUUGCAGGAAUCGGUGCUGGAUCUGGUGGACUAUUGUGCCCAGGCAGUGGCCCAAGUGAUCGGGUUGGUCAGCAUGGGCUACCAUGAGAACGAAUCCAAGCUGGAUGUGGAUGAGGCUGUCCUCACUGAGCUGGAGCGCCAAAAGCGCGACCUCAUCUACAAAAUCGGCUUGCGAUGCAUCUCCAUUUUAAAUUAUCUGGCCGACAACAUCGAGCUGUUCCACUUGAGUGCCAAACGUCGUAUGUUGGUUACCCACGACAUUCCCUGGCUCAUGGUGGAUGUCCUUUGUUUCCGUCCCUGGCAGAGAAAGACUAGCAAGGGAUUGCAGAAAUUCAUCGACGAGAAGUGGACCAACGUGGAUGACGCUGCCAAGGUUGUCAAGCCAGAGGGCCAGGCUUGGUUCUGUGUGAGGCAACUUCUUCUCAAUCCCCAGGCCAUGGAGCAAUACACUUUGAAUGAACCUCGUUGCAAGCAGUUGUACAAGCUUCUGGGUCUCAUGCACGAGACUCUACUGGAUCAGUUGCCACCUCUAAUCGAGCUGAAGCAGUUCCUCAGCCGACUGACCCUGACAGGGAACUCGGCUUCCAAAUCCGAGACUCUGUUGCUGGAGGACAUUCCCCAAAUUCAAGAGGAGCUAAUGAAAGAAGUAGAACGCGAUGGGGGUUUCUACCAGAUUGCCCAGGCCCAGGAUUCAGUCUUCUUGAGCAAGAACAAGGACGACAUCUGUGCCUUGGCUACUCGCCUGAGCACCGCCUACGGCACGGAGCAACUUUGCGAACUGGAGAAGGCCCUUGACGAGACAGCCGACAAGGAAGAGCCGGUACCCAGCGACUCGGGUGCCGGCGGGGAUGGGGGUUCCACCGAGCACCACUGUGCCACCUGUCAGGCCAAGGCCAAGAAGAAGUGCGCCAACUGCAAGCAGGUGCACUACUGUUCCCGUGACUGCCAGCUCAAGGAUUGGCCGCAGCACAAGACGACCUGCAUGAAGGAAUAAUUCCAAUUAAUUUUCUAAUAAUUUGUAACCAUAUUUAUCUCGUUUACGUAAUA
Messenger RNA from Drosophila bipectinata, 1578 nucleotides. It is a transcript of the gene Zmynd10, whose product is annotated as zinc finger MYND-type containing 10. The record is from RefSeq and is a predicted model, not a curated record. Gene Ontology annotation, biological process: motile cilium assembly; inner dynein arm assembly; outer dynein arm assembly. Lineage: Eukaryota; Metazoa; Arthropoda; Insecta; Diptera; Drosophilidae. Gene Ontology annotation, cellular component: centriolar satellite; cytoplasm.